This is a messenger RNA of Onychostoma macrolepis, 2752 nucleotides long. RefSeq names its product pleckstrin homology domain containing A2 (gene plekha2). The record is from RefSeq and is a predicted model, not a curated record. NCBI's taxonomy places the organism in Eukaryota, Metazoa, Chordata, Actinopteri, Cypriniformes, Cyprinidae. Gene Ontology annotation, molecular function: PDZ domain binding. The transcript has 12 exons. Gene Ontology annotation, cellular component: membrane; cytoplasm. Bases 380 to 1552 code for a protein of 390 amino acids.
ACUCUACUUUUAAAAGUGUUAAAACUUAAAAGUACUUGUAUAAAAACAACUUCGCACGCUCUUGUCAAACCCUCGCCCAUUGCGUCGUUACUGACAAGGCAUCUACUGGGUUCCGCUUUCCGCAUGUGAAAAAAAUAAAGAUCCACUACCGGAUGCGUUUAGUUUUGGUUUUAACUCAACUUGCUGUCAACCCGGAAAGAGGCUGCGCUUGGGGCACAGGGCUCGGCUUUCGGCGCGGAGCUUUCAUCUGUUUUCGCGGAUAAAUGAACGCACGUUGUGUGUGUAUCGUGUUCCGAUAGAGCGCCGAAUAACACGCACACACACAGCAGAACGCGGAUGAGUCACCAGCCUUUGGGAUUUUGGAAGUGAAAUCUGGGACAUGCCUUACCUGGACAGACAAAAUCGGACCUGUGGAUUCCUGGAUAUUGAGGAAAAUGAGAACAGUGAUAAGUUUUAUCGGCGUUAUUUUAUCUUGGAUACUCAUGAGAAUUUUCUCCUCUGGUAUAUGGACAAUCCACAGAACUUACCUCCGGGAACAAAGUUUGUUGGAAGUUUACGACUCAGUUACAUUUCAAAGGUUAAUGAAGCAUCAGUAAAGCAGAAACCAAAAGCAGAAUUCUGCCUUGUAAUACAUGCAUUGUCCAGACGGUACUUUCUGCAGGCCAAUGAUGCUAUGGACUUGAAGGAAUGGGUCGUUGCUCUGAAUAAUGCCACCAAAAUUACAGUUCCAAAAGCAUCACCAGUGACCCAAAGCUCUGAUGCCACAAAUGUUUCAAACCCAAGUCAGUCAACAUCUCGACAGGCGUAUAAAACAGAAAUUGUGGGAGGUGUGGUUGUGCACACGCCAGUCCAGCAGAGUGAAAAUGAGGACGUCUUCACGAGUGAACUAGGAUCACACGUCACUUUAAGGAGAUGUCAAAGUGUGCGUCCAAAUGUCAUGAGGUCUGGCUACUGUGUCAAGCAAGGCAAUGUGAGGAAAAGCUGGAAGAGGAGGUUUUUUAUUCUAGAUGGCCAAACUGUGAGCUACUAUAAAUCUGAAAUGGACAAAGAACCAUUGCGCAGUAUUCGAUUGCAGGAUGUGAUGAAAGUUAACGAGUGUCUUGUGAAAUCAGGAGAUCUGCUGUCUCGUGAUAACCUUUUUGAAAUCAUCACCAAUACCAGAACCUUCUACAUCCAGACAGACACCCCAGAAGACAUGAAGGGCUGGAUCAAGGAUAUAUCCUCAAAAAUUCAAGACUUUAGAGGGCCAUCUAAGUUGCACUCUUCCGGCAAAACCUUUUCUGCGCAGAGGAAGCCUCAGCUUGUGAAGUCCUGCUCCACUGCAGAUUCGUGGCAGCCGUGGACUCCGGUGCCCAAUCAGGAGAAGCAUUUGAAGGAAGAGGGUCAGAGAGAAGGGCCGUACAGCUCUCUUCCCUCACUCUCACACAUGGGCCACAUCUUUCAGUCAACAACUCGACAAUCUCGACAACGACACCAUUCCCAGCCUCAACUCGCUCCCAGCGAAACAGACUUUCCUGACAGUCUUGACAAUCUCCGCUCCACUGAUGUUUAAGUUGCUUUAAUGGAUACUGCUGGCCAGCACUUGGAUAGUGUUAUGAUUUUAGCCUUUUGAUUGUUGCUUUUCUUGUUCAGUGGUGCGCACACAAGUGCUUCAGUCAUUGCAAUGCUGCUCACUUACUCUAAAGGAAUAGUUCCCAAAUUUAGUUCCUAAAUAGUACCCAAAAAUUCUGUCAUUAUUUACUCAACCUCCUGUCAAGCUCCGACAAUUAAUGUAUGGCAAGAAUUGUGCACCAAUUCUUCAAGCAAUUACUGUUGUCUUUCUACAGAAAAAACUAAAUAAUUUUGGAACAAAAAAAACAAAAAAAAUGGUUUGGAACGAUAUGUAGAGGAGAAUUGUCAUUUUGGCUGAACUAUUCCUGUCAAAGAAAGUGUCGUUUUAUGUAUGUAUGAAUGUAAAAUUAGGAAGGAUCAUCUGGUGAAGACAUUUCAUGUGUUGUAUUGAUAUAGUAAAUUCCCCAAGACAAAGUGGGGUCUGAAAGUCUGAGACAACUUGUGAAAUGCUUUUAUUUUGUAUUAUGUAAUAUACUGUAUGUGUAUAAUGAUAUUUUCAGCUCAGAGUUGAAAAAACAAAACAUUGUCUUAGUAUUUGGUAGAUCCAUCUUUUGCUUUAAUGACAGCAGUACUAGAGCUGACAUGAACUGAACUUGUUAUCCAGCAUGAUUUAAGAAUGUCCCAAAGAGCAUCUUGUGCACUGCAAUGAAAAUGUGCUUUUUUGAUUAUUUUGCUUUGUUUUACAUCAUAACUUUGUUUUUAAAAUAUGAAAUAUUUACAUUUCAAGAUAAAAAAACUCAAUUUUCAGUGUGGUCUCAAACUUUUGGACCCGCUUGUACACUUGAAAGUAAUGUUGGUACGUGUGGUAGACUUCAGUCAAGGCAAAUGGACUUAUUUUGAAGACAUUUUGUUUUGUUUUUUUUUUCCUCAAUAUCACUAAUGAAGGCGCUUGAACGAUUAGGUAAACUUCGACUAGACAUUCUAUGAUGAUUUUCGUGACUGAAAACAUUUUAAAAUCGAUUGCUUUGAAAUGCCUGAAAAUGUUAAUAGAAUUCUUCCUUUUGUUGUUGUGAAUGGUACUACAUGUUGAAAAGUAGGUAAUGUUUCUGUUGCUCAAACUACUUGUUUUUUAUAUGCGUCAUUGCUAGAUAUGCAUCAUCGCUUUGCACAUGAAAUAAACCAGACCUUGAAGGAAAGAAAA